Molecule: messenger RNA, 9005 nt
Organism: Struthio camelus australis
Lineage: Eukaryota; Metazoa; Chordata; Aves; Struthioniformes; Struthionidae
Source: RefSeq, a predicted model, not a curated record
AUGACGGGCAGCGCAAGAGCAGGAGCGAGCACCCGGGCUCGUGCAAGAGGCUGGUGGCAGAGCAGCCCGAUGCGCCCGUUCCUGGUCUGUGGCCAGGAGCAGUUUUUUGGCCAAAGUCAAUGCAUGCAGAUUUACUUCUACAAUCCUGAUGACUUUGACAGUUUUGGAACAGCGGUUCUAGAAAACAGGGUAGUAGGAGCCAUGGCCGUGUUUUUUCAAGUCAGUCAGAGGGACAAUCCCGCGCUGGAUCCCAUUAUCCAUGGGUUGAAGGGCGUCGUGCAUCAUGAGAAGGAGACCUUUCUGGAUCCCUUUGUGCUGAGAGACCUUCUGCCAACGUCGCUGGGGAGUUACUACCGCUACGCCGGUUCCCUGACAACUCCCCCGUGCAGCGAGAUCGUGGAGUGGAUAGUUUUUCGGAAACCUGUUCCUAUUUCUUACCAUCAGCUGGAGGCAUUCUAUUCCAUAUUUACCACCGAACAGCAAGACCACGUCAAGUCCGUGGAGUAUUUGAGGAACAACUUCCGACCGCAGCAAAGCCUGAACAACAGGAAGGUGUCGAAGUCUGCUGUGAAGGAUGCUUGGAGCCAAGAUAUGACAGACAUCUUGGAAAACCCGCUCGGUACAGAAGCUUCCAAAGCUUGUAGCACUCCUCCGGUCAACAUGAAAGUGCAGCCUGUGAACAGAACAGCAUUGCUUGUAACAUGGAACCAACCAGAAACCGUCUACCACCCUCCUAUCAUGAACUACAUGAUCUCCUACAGUUGGACUAAAAACGAAGAUGAAAAGGAGAAGACUUUCACCAAGGACAGUGACAAGGAUCUGAAGGCCAUCAUUAGCCAUGUCUCACCUGACAUCCUUUAUCUGUUCAGAGUUCAAGCAGUUUGCCGAAAUGAAAUGCGUAGUGACUUUAGCCAGACAAUGCUCUUUCAAGCUAACACGACUCGAAUUUUCGAGGGGACCAGAAUUGUGAAAACAGGAGUGCCCACCGCCUCGCCAGCCUCCUCAGCCGACAUGGCGCCCAUCAGCUCUGGCUCUUCCACCUGGACCUCUGCCGGCCUCCCCUUCUCCUUUGUGUCCAUGGCCACAGGGAUGGGGCCUUCCUCCAGUGGCAGCCAGGCCACCGUGGCCUCGGUAGUGACCAGCACCUUGCUGGCGGGGCUGGGCUUUAGUGGCGGCGGCAUCUCCUCCUUCCCCAGCAGCGUGUGGCCCACCCGCCUUCCCUCGGCGGCGGCCCCCAGCAAGCAGCCGGGCCGGCCGGUGGUGGCCACCACCGAGGCCGCGUCUUCGCCAGGGCCGGAGCGGGACGCAGCGCUGACCAAGGACGGCGAGGGAGCGGAGGAGGGAGAAAAGGACGAAAAGAGCGAAAGUGAGGAUGGCGAGAGGGAGCAUGAGGAAGAGGAAGAAAAGGAUGCAGAGAAGAAGGAGAAGAGCAGAGCGACCGAGGCCGCCGCAGACGUGCGAAAUAGCACAGAGCCCCCACAAGCCACUGGUGCCCCCAAUAGGACUGCCGGGGAGGAAGGAAAUAAAACCAUAUCGGGUCACGAGCGAAGCCAAAACUUUACCCCAACAGAUGGACGUCCCAUGGAGGAGACUUCUGCAGCAGCAGAGCCUCAGCCCCCACCUCUCCCCUCCACCCAAGUGCCACCAACAUUCACCGAUGAACUUUACCUGGGCAAGAGCCCAAGGAAACCAGAGACAACGAGAAAACCUUUUCCAAAGGAGGACCGCUUUCCAGAGGAAUACCCCUCAGAUAACAAAUUUAUCACCAUCAACCCAGCUGACAAGAACAGCUCCAGCAUGGCCACGAGACCUUCUCCUGGUAAAAUGGAAUGGAUCAUCCCGCUUAUUGUGGUCUCAGCACUGACCUUCGUGUGCCUCAUUCUUCUCAUUGCUGUGCUUGUUUACUGGAGAAAGUGUUUUCAGACUGCUCAUUUCUAUGUGGAAGACAGCAGCUCACCCCGCGUGGUCCCCAAUGAAAGUAUUCCCAUUAUACCUAUUCCAGAUGAUAUGGAAGCAAUUCCAGUCAAGCAGUUCGUUAAACACAUCAGUGAGCUGUAUUCUAAUAACCAGCAUGGGUUCUCAGAAGACUUUGAGGAAGUGCAGCGCUGUACAGCCGACAUGAACAUCACUGCGGAGCACUCCAACCACCCCGACAACAAGCACAAGAACAGAUACAUCAACAUCCUUGCGUAUGAUCACAGUAGGGUGAAGCUAAGGCCUUUACCAGGAAAAGAUUCCAAGCACAGUGACUACAUUAAUGCUAAUUAUGUUGAUGGUUACAACAAAGCAAAAGCCUACAUUGCUACCCAGGGACCUUUAAAGUCUACAUUUGAAGACUUUUGGAGGAUGAUUUGGGAACAAAAUACUGGAAUCAUUGUCAUGAUCACAAACCUUGUUGAAAAAGGAAGGAGGAAAUGCGAUCAGUACUGGCCAUCAGAGAACAGCGAGGAGUACGGCAACAUUAUAGUCACGCUGAAGAGCACAAACAUUCAUGCCUGCUACACUGCGCCGCUUCACAGUCAGGAACACAAAGAUGAAAAAGGGUCAGAAAGGAAACCCAAAGGGCGGCAGAAUGAGAGAACGGUUAUUCAGUAUCACUACACUCAGUGGCCUGACAUGGGUGUGCCGGAGUAUGCUCUGCCUGUGCUAACCUUCGUUCGGAGAUCCUCUGCAGCCAGAACCCCGGACAUGGGACCAGUGGUUGUGCACUGCAGUGCUGGUGUUGGCAGAACUGGUACCUAUAUUGUGAUAGACAGUAUGCUGCAACAGAUAAAAGACAAAAGCACAGUUAAUGUCCUGGGUUUCCUGAAACACAUCAGGACACAGCGCAACUACCUCGUCCAGACAGAGGAGCAGUACAUUUUUAUUCAUGAUGCCUUGUUGGAAGCCAUCCUUGGGAAGGAGACUGAAGUAUCUGCAAACCAGCUGCACAGUUAUGUUAACAGCAUCCUCAUACCUGGCAUAGGAGGGAAGACGCGACUAGAAAAACAGUUCAAGCUGGUUACACAGUGUAAUGCAAAAUACGUAGAAUGCUUCAGUGCUCAGAAAGACUGCAACAAAGAGAAGAACAGGAACUCAUCAGUCGUGCCAUCUGAGCGUGCUAGAGUGGGCUUGGCACCACUGCCUGGAAUGAAGGGAACUGAUUACAUUAAUGCCUCUUAUAUCAUGGGCUACUACAGGAGUAACGAGUUCAUCAUAACCCAACAUCCGCUGCCACAUACGACUAAAGAUUUCUGGCGAAUGAUUUGGGAUCACAACGCACAAAUCAUCGUCAUGUUGCCAGACCACCAGAGCCUGGCAGAAGAUGAGUUUGUGUACUGGCCAAGUCGUGAGGAAUCCAUGAACUGUGAGGCCUUUACUGUGACCCUUAUCAGCAAAGACAGACUGUGCCUCUCUAAUGAAGAGCAAAUUAUUAUCCAUGACUUUAUCCUUGAAGCUACCCAGGAUGACUACGUUCUGGAAGUCCGCCACUUUCAGUGUCCUAAAUGGCCAAACCCAGAUGCUCCUAUAAGCAGUACCUUUGAACUUAUUAAUGUAAUCAAGGAAGAGGCCUUAACAAGGGAUGGCCCCACCAUAGUUCAUGAUGAGUAUGGAGCUGUGUCGGCAGGAACGCUGUGUGCCCUUACCACUCUGUCCCAGCAGCUGGAGAAUGAAAAUGCUGUCGAUGUUUUCCAGGUGGCAAAGAUGAUAAAUCUUAUGCGGCCUGGAGUAUUUACAGACAUUGAACAGUACCAGUUUCUUUAUAAGGCAAUGCUAAGCUUGGUCAGCACUAAGGAAAAUGGAAACGGUCCCAUGACACUGGACAAAAACGGUGCUGUGAUGGCCAGUGAUGAAUCGGAUCCCGCGGAAAGCAUGGAGUCUCUUGUCUAAUUGGAAACCUGAAAAGGCACUUAAUUUGUAGAACUUCUGAAGACUGAGUGAACUUUUUUGAGGCCUUUUUUGCCAGACUCUAGGUUAUACAAUAACCCAAUUACUUUUUUACACUGAUAAAAGUUUUGAUAUUUAUUUUUUGCCAUUUUAUGUCUUAAUGGUAUCCUACUGAGCAUUUGCACCUCUGUUUAUUUCACACAGUGAAACGCAAUUUUAUCUAGUUUGCACUAUAUGAUCAGUGUUACUGCCUAUAAUAAUCUAAUACAAAACAAGCCCUGAUGUGACAUUCCAUGACAACAAACAUACGCUUUUUUGUUUUGUUUAAAUGCGGUGAAGUUUUGCUAACUACAGUGACCCUCAAAUCUUAGAUCUUGAAUGCUAGGCCAGGUGGAUUCUUUCUAUGACAGAUACUGUACCAUACCUUCGUACCAUAUUUAUUAUUUUAAUGGUCAUGUCACAGUUUCGGUAACUGUAUUCUGUAUUCCAGAGGAGUGGAGGAGCAAAGUUCAUCCUUUCUUGACAAAAUGUGGCAGGUGAUUUUUAGCUACAGUGAAGGGGUAACAGCCUUGUGGAGCUGAAGCGAUUGUUUCUGUAUUGUUUCAAAUUACUGUUUUGUACACUUACAGGCCUAAGACUUGCUUCACAUGGAAUAUAUAGAUUACAUACAAUAUCAAUAUAAAUUAGAUGCAAUUCAUGUGUGGGACACAUUCACAGGUGUCAAAUUUACAGCUGCAAAGUUUCCCCGGUGAUUCAGGAAAAAUGUCAGUUUUAGUUUUUGAGCAGCCCUGUGGUGAGAAAGUGCUUGGUUUUUAUUUUCGUCAGAGCCAAUACAGUGAGAAAUCUACUACAAUCCAAAAUCAGACCUAUUUUCAGAUAUAUUGACGGUAGCAAUAUUUUACAUUACUAAGCUAUUCAAUAUUUUAAACACAUUAAUUUCCUUACUAUUUCUUGAAUAUGACCUCACACCUAAUGGUAUGUUUCAUGAUGACAGGCGUUUCUUAAUUUCAUAACUGUUAGAUGCCAUUUUUACAGGUGUGUAAUUUUCAUACUUUAGUGCUAAAACAUAAAGUACUGAUCCAUAUUUACUGGUGAAGCAAACUAAUAAAAAAACUACCUAUAAAGUUACAUUCUCCCUCUUUUUUUUGCCAAACUAAUUGUUUAGCACAAACAUAUUUAUUCUGUUUUGCCUUCCACACCAAUGAUAUGGUUUUCCCCAGAUAGUAUCUGAUAAUUCAGUUAUUGUUUGGAGCAUUUAAGCAUACAUCCUCAUUGGCUCCCUUUUCCUUUGUAUUUGGUCAGAGUUCAACAAAGUCCAUCCCUGUUUAACAAAAGAAGUAAGCACGUACUUAACUCUCCUGAGAGUUAAGGCUAAUUGUGUCCUUCAUAGCUCUGCUGAAUAGGGAGAGGUUACUGAAUCUGUCUUGAAAAUGAAAUGUGUUAUUUCAACCAGUCUGGUGUUUGGUAGACAGUUAAAGGCACUAUCCCUUAUAUAUGACAUAUUUUUCUUUACCUUUAAAUUUCAGCUGCGCAAAGCAUGCAUUGCAAUUUUUCAAGACUUGUCAAAAUGCUACAGCGUGUUUUUCCUUUAAACGUAACGCUAUUAAUUUCUGCCGCCCAUCCAGUCUUGCUGAAAUAGAGCCAUUUGGCAAGGCAAAACCCACUUCUUUUGUUGGAGGGGAGGGCAGGGAGGAAGCGUAGCUAUGAGGAAGGAGCCCUGUGCGUUUUCACACGGAGGAAAGCUGAAAGUGAACUGUGUGAAAUUCCGCGGAGUGGAUGUUUGGGGUCAGAACCUCGUGAGGUGCAACCCGAAACGCGUGGCCUCGUCGAGAGCAGUGGAGCUAUGCAAACUGGUAUGUGCUGACAUCUCGUCUUUUGUUUUAAAUGAGGGAAAGGUUUCCUAAUAUGGAUACACUUGGUUGACUAGGGCACCAAAGUAUUUAAGAGUUCCUGGUUACCUUUUACUUACCAGUUUGUUUAAUCCCUUGAUAGGAGCGAUCCAAAUAACUGCUAACGCUGAACAGUGUAAUGCAGCUGUGGUUUCUGUAAGGAAAUCCCAUGCCCAGCACCAGCAAAAUGCGUUGAGAGAGUGCUUGGUGGUUUGCAUCCCCGUUGCACUGGGACAAGCCAGCACCGGGGAGCGAGCCAGCGUAGCGCGUGGUAGGACAUGAGACUGGCUCCCCAGGCGCGACACCCCAGAAACAAGGAGGAGUUAAGUUUUCAAGAACCGCUGUCUGCGAGGGCCGGCGUGCUCCAGCGCCAGAGGCAGCGGUGCCCCCGCCUCGCUAGAGUGAUCCCGGCCCAGGCAGGGCCAGCGCGUAGCACAGAGGGCUUCUGCUCGAUUUGAUCCGUUUGGGCUGAAGUAGUGAAAGUUCCUGGGGAGCUGCAGGGAGAGGGAAAGAAUUCAAACCCUGACGAGAGCGAAGGCGCUCAAAGAUCACUGCAGGCGCUGAGAGAGUUUGCGUUUGUUCAGUCCUUUUAGCUGACUGCUUUUCGUUUCUGUGGCAUGAUGGAAGAUAACUGUGCUUCAUGACACGCUGCCUGAACAGCCUUGGUUUAAUCCCGUCUCACAGUUUUUUAAAAUCAAUGAAAGGAGGCCGUGGGGUUGGACUUUGGUAGAUGCUUUGGAAAUCCAUGCAUACGCGUUGGCAUUUUCCCACACCUGAAAUACUUGCUCAGGGCUUAAUUCAUGGGGAAAUAAUUUACACUGAUGUUCUAUGACUUCUCCAUGGAUUUUUUCUUAAGGGGGAUCAAGCUGAGUGUGAACAGUCAGAUAGCCAAUAGAUAGUAGUAAUGCAUUAGGUUUGAAGUGGAUGAAGCUAGGGAUUGCUUGUGAAAGUGAGGAUUAAGAGCGUGUAAGAGUCAGAUCUAUCCUGAUGCAAGCAGCUGGCUUUCUGCUUUCUUACAUGGCUUUGCACCUCUUCCCCUGGGGCUGAAUGAGGCUGUCAGAAGGACUGAACGGGUAUCGAGAUCGGCGCUUGUAGAGCUCCACUGAGAUGCUCUGGCGUGGCUGUCGAGCCAAAGUCAAGUCGCACGCUCGUGCGUCGCGGCAAGCUGGCACUUGCUUUUGCCACGCUAACCUCACACGUUGCAACCCCUGCUUGCCCCGUGGGCGGGAUAGCUGUCAAGCAUCAGAAGUUCUCAAGCAAUGUGCAGGCCUGCAAAUUAGGAGACCUUAAGUAUGGUCCACAGCUAUAAAAUGUGGGGCUCGGCCCCAGCCCUGAGGAAUAAGGAAAUAAUGGAUUGAAGUGUGUGUGCAUGUGUGUGUCUACAUUGAGAAAAUAUUAUUUUCCCAUGUCUUGCUUGUGUACGCCACCAGCAGACCAUGUGAAAGACGUUCGAGACGUCUCUGAGUUGAGCCCAAAAUAAUAACCAAGCUUUCCAAGAGGGAACGUUUGGGAAGCUGCUGUGUCUUCCGAACAUCUAAAUUGGUGACGUCGCUGCCAAAUGCCCUAGUCCUACUCGUGUACGUGAGUAACCUGACAUACGUAGGAGGGCCGGGGGAAGCCGGUAGGGCUGCUCGUGUGCGCAGGCUAGGCAGGCUGAUGCUUGUGUCAGACCAAGGUCUAAAUAACUUUCCUUUCAGCGCAGCAUUUGUCUUUAGUAUUUCACAGUGGCUGUUUCCAAAUAUGAAUUUAGGAACAGAAAAAAAAAAAAAAAACCUAAAUCCUUAAGCUACUGCUUGUGUGUGACUGUUUCUGUACCGUGGGUCUGUUCUAGGUUAGUGGAAUCAUUUACAGGAACUGCAGAAUUUCAGUUGUUUUUCUGAUUUCUGACUGCUUAAAUUGUUUGAACCCAGAGUCACAUACUGGAACAUUAGGAGAAUAAUCUUUAUGACGCAGCACAACUGCCUGCUUAUUCAUCCUUUUUUAAGCUGAUAUAUUUUAUUUAAAAGCUAAAAUAUCGAUACCAAUUUUACCAAAGAUACAUAUUACUAAUUCUCAGCAAAACAAAAACAACUUUAAAAAAAAUUUAAAUGUAGUUGUCUUAAAGAUUUAGCAGUCUCUCAAAUUCAUGCCUUUUGACAUCAAAUUCUGUGUUCCAAACUUUAUGUCAAAUGAUGCCAGUGAAUUUUUAUAUGAAGGGAAAAUGCCUAUUUGUUAAGCCACUGCAUUGCUUUUCUGCUUUUUUUUUUUUAAACAGAGCUGUAAUUCAGCUGUUUAGUUACCCCUUUGCUCUUUGUUGCCAUUCUAACAAUGUGAACUACAUUGGCUUUUCUUAUCAGAGGAGAAAGCAUGCAAAAAUAGAGAAGGACCUGUAAUGAAGAGAUUUGGCCUCUACUUUGUCCUAGCUGUUAAACUGUUUUUAGAGUUUUUGUUAACUAUUUGCAAAGGGAAGCAUUUUCUACAGAGGAUAAUUAAUUUCAAGAAAAAUGUCUUGAGUUUUAAGAAUAAACGUCUCCAAAAGAGGAGAUAGUCAAUUUUAUACAAUGUCACAACUCUCCAACAUUUGGGGUAGUGACUUUUUUGUUUUGUUAGAGCAUUUGAAACUAGCAAGCAGCCAUUGUUUCUAAAUACCUAAGCGUUCAUGUGUACUCAUAUUUUCUUUUCCUUCAUUUUUAAAUAGCGAAAUCAUUAAAACUGUAAAUAUUUUGUUGCUUGGAUAAGCAUCUUCUGGGAACUUUGUAUCUAUGGUAUAUAAUCAUAGAAUUUUAUAUUUUCAUAUAAAGCUAAUUUUUUUCUAGUUUCACCUCCUUCCUAGUUCUGUGGUGGCGAUGUGAAUACAUACCUUCUGUGUAUCAAGAUAGUGAGACACCAUCAGCACACUCCAAAAAGAUUUCCACACAUGUCAUUUCUUUGGGGCAGUGAUUGUGAAAGUUGGAUUUUCUUUGGAUUCCAUUGUCAGUGUGUGCAAUAGGAAUUAGACUUAGCCAGUCACUGGAUACGUUUGUCUCAUCGAUCCGUUUGGAAAAAAAAAAAAGUGGUGUUUGGUUUUGGGACUGGGUGGGAGGGAGUAUUUUGAGGGAGAAUUUUUUUUGUUUGUUUUGUUUCGUUUUUUUUUUUUUUUGUUUGGGGUUUUUUUGUAACUUGAAUCUUCUUUUUGUUAUGUUUAAAACUAUAUCAAAUCAUUCUAUUAUAGUGUUAUUUAAUAUGUAAAUUGUAUUGCUAUACAUAAAAUAAAGUAUGGUUUUUGAUGUA